Messenger RNA from Xiphias gladius (swordfish), 3242 nucleotides. It is a transcript of the gene acaa1, whose product is annotated as acetyl-CoA acyltransferase 1. Gene Ontology annotation, cellular component: peroxisome. Bases 269 to 1558 code for a protein of 429 amino acids. Gene Ontology annotation, molecular function: acetyl-CoA C-acyltransferase activity. NCBI's taxonomy places the organism in Eukaryota, Metazoa, Chordata, Actinopteri, Istiophoriformes, Xiphiidae. Gene Ontology annotation, biological process: phenylacetate catabolic process; fatty acid beta-oxidation. The record is from RefSeq and is a predicted model, not a curated record. The transcript is spliced from 12 exons.
GGCCUCGACCUGUCGACGUGUUGGAGAAAUCACAAGGCUCCCGUUUGCUGCGAAGCCGCGUGUCCGCGAACUACUGUGAUGCUGAGGAAGACUUAAACACCGGAAGCUGCUCAGGCAAGUCCCGCCCCUCGGUUUCCGUCGUGAACACUCACGAAGAAGAACGCGGGGCGGACGAGGACUGACCCUCUUCUCUCCCCGUCCCGAGUGUACAGGAAGCGACUCCGGCUCCGAGGCCUCCCCGACGGAACCCGGGUGUUUCGCCGCCGCAAUGCACAGGCUAAAGCUGAUUUCAGGUCACCUGGCGCCCUCCGGCUCCUCCGACUACAGGCGGGUUUUGCGGAGGUCAGAGUGCGGAUCGGGAUCCGGACCUGCCGGGAGCGGCGCUCCGGAGGACGUGGUGGUGGUUCACGGGCUGAGGACCGCCAUCGGGAGAGCGAAGAGAGGCGCCUUCAAGGACACCACACCGGACGAGCUGCUGCGUGCGGCGAUGACAGCUGUGCUGGCAGAUGUCGGCCUGUCGCCCGACGCGCUGGGAGACGUCUGCGUGGGUAACGUGCUGCAGCCUGGAGCCGGAGCCCUGAUGGCCAGAGUGGCUCACUUCCUCAGCGGGUUUCCAGACACGGUUCCGGUCUACGCCGUCAACCGCCAGUGCUCCUCCGGGCUGCAGGCUCUGUUCAACAUAGCAGGAGCCAUCCGGAGCAAAUCCAUCGACCUGGGUCUCGCCUGCGGUGUGGAGAGCAUGUCUCUGCGCUCAAUGGGAGACCCGGGAGACCUGAGCCCCAGACUGGUGGACGACGACAAGGCCAGAGACUGCGUCAUCCCGAUGGGAAUCACCUCCGAGAACGUCGCCGAGAGAUUCGGAGUCUCCAGAGAAAAGCAGGACGCCUUCGCUCUCGGCUCUCAGCAAAAAGCAGCCCGGGCUCAGCGCAUGGGCCUGUUUGACCAGGAGAUCGUUCCCGUCGCCACCAAGUUGGUGGAUGAUGAGGGUAAAGAGCGGGAGGUGACGGUCCGUAGGGACGACGGGAUCCGACCCGGGACCACUCUGGCAGGACUGAGUAAGCUCCGGCCGGCCUUCAAACCGGACGGCAGCACCACAGCAGGUAACUCCAGCCAGGUGAGCGACGGGGCCGCGGCCGUGCUGGUUGGUCGCAGGUCUGCGGUGGAGGCUCUGGGUCUGCCGGUCCUGGGAGUCCUGAGGGCCAGUGCAGUGGUGGGGGUCCCUCCCGAUGUCAUGGGCAUCGGCCCAGCUUUCGCCAUCCCUGCGGCUCUGGAACAAGCUGGACUAACCGUGGCUGAUGUCGACGUGUUUGAGAUCAACGAGGCCUUCGCCAGUCAGGUGGUGUACUGUGUGGAGAAGCUGGGGAUCCCGCCGGAGAAGGUGAAUCCUAACGGCGGGGCCAUCGCCCUGGGUCAUCCUCUGGGCUGCACCGGGGCCCGACAGGUGGUGACGAUGCUCAACGAACUCAAGCGCAGGGGCAGGAGGGCGUAUGGCGUCGUGUCCAUGUGCGUCGGGACCGGGAUGGGAGCCGCUGCUGUCUUCGAAUACCCCGGACCGUAGGAGCCGAGGACACAUCGAGACCCCGUCACUGUGAUUAAAAGCCUCUUUCAGACACGACAUCUAAUCCUGUCGUCUGGCUACUAAACAUUUCUAAACGGCUCAGGUGUGAUUAAAGAUAAUAGAUGAAAAUAAUAGUCAGCUGCAGCGCUACACAAGAUCCGGACUUGACCGACCAGUUACCAAAGCCCCGUCAUCGGUACUCUACCGCGUUUUUGCGAGCGACCAGAGCUGAACCACUUGAGUGAAAAUGGUCUGAAGCUAGAAUCCUCUGUCCUCCAGUGUCUUCCAAUGAGACAAGCGUCAAGGACAGGUUCACAGUUUCUCUAAUGUAUCUGGAAACAACAGCCAGGUGUCGGUGCGAGCAACAUAUCGGGGUUCGCGGUGGCUGACGAAAGAUCCCUUUGUACUGAGGUUAACAAGAGAGCGCGAGGGAAGUGGGGCUUCCGCCGUCUGAGUCUUUUCAGUGCAAAAUGUCCUCUUUUUGUUUCCUUGCUGAGCUGAGGUGGAAGGACAGAAACAAAAGGAGUAAAUCUCGUACGAAACAGACUGUAACGCUGAACGGCUCACAUCAGCUCCAGCUGAACGUUAGGACGAGGACGGUGGAUUUUGUCCCCCAUCGCUAACACUGAAAGCUCAUUGUGAAGAGAUCGAUUCAUGUCCAGUACGGACAGGAGGAAGGAUCCAGUUUCUUUGUAAACGUGGACACCUGAGAGGACGGACAUGAGAAACCGUGAACCUGUCUCGCCUGGUCUCAAAAUGUUACGCAAGCAUCACCUGAUUAAUAACUAAACCACAGUCGACACGUUACAGGUUCGGUGUCUGAAAGGGGCUGAGGAGACAUUUGCUUCACUAGAACUGCUGUUAACGCUCGUAGCCAAGAAACUUUUCCAAUAGCAGGAGAAUAAGUGCCUUUGUCUUCAUGUUGCUGGUGAAACCACGACAGGGUUCCUCCGUUAAGCCGAGCCGGUAUCGGCGCGACCCUGAUGCCGCGUUGCAGCCGAGCUGGUCACGGACCACAGCGAGAGUCUGUUGUCUGUGACAUUUCAGACGGAUCUGCUCAAUCUGUCCAUAUCCGGUCGAUUAGACCCGUUUCUACUCACUUUGCGUUACUCUGCCUCCGUCCCGAUAACAGCAUCCCGUCGGUCAACCAGUCGAGAGCUUUUGAUGUCAAAUGUUUGGUUUACGCGAGCGGUAACUUAACGCUGAGAUGUGAAAGUACAGAAGUGACACUAAAAUCUGGGACAGCUGGACCGCAGCAGCGUGGCUCGACCCGGUCUUCGCUUCUCUGUGGCGUUCGUGGACCAACCUGGGCUAAAGUGAAGACCGGGCCAGGCAGCUUUUAUGGGGCCUGAUUUAUGCUGCCGUGUGUUAAAGUACCGCUGAUGCCAACCGAACAUGUCGUGCUGCCGCUGGUGCUUCACAUUAAAAGCUUUCCACGGGCAAAGAGCAGGAGGCUUUUAUCGUGAAGCAGCCAAAGGAAACCACCAAGUUAGCAGAGCUUCAUUAAUGACGCUACUAUCAUAUGGACAUGUUCUGCACCAACGGGUCAGAGGAUCCACGUUGAACGUCGCAGAAACGGCGGCUGCGGCUGUCAACAGCUCAGCGCGGCGCUAGCGUCCACAACCCGGGGAUUCAUGCAGGGAAAAAUCAAAACACGGUUCCAUAUUUAGCUGCAUUUCAGGAC